UCCGCCCUAAGCAACCCCCCCUUCCCUCCCGCCUCUCUGCCCGCCCCACUUCUCAUUCACUUGGCUCGCACGGCGCAGACAGCGCAGCGAGCACACACCGCCAGUCUGUGUGCAGAGCGGCAGCCAGGAGCCGUGGGGACACCCGGCCAUGCACGCCCCCAACUGAAGCGACACCUCAAAGCCGCAGCUCCUGGCAGCUCAGCGCAUUUGCAAGGAAGCUCAGGCUAGCUCCUAGGAACAUUACCCCUUGAGACCCUCGGAUCCUCCCUUCCAGGGCAGUCCUCUCUCAGACUCUGCUAAGUGCAGACAGGAGCGCACAGUGGCCCCGGCUCGCCGUAUCAUGGAGCGGAUCCCCAGCGCGCAACCACCUCCUACCUGCCUGCCCAAAGCGCCAGGGCUGGAGCACGGAGACCUGUCAGGGAUGGAUUUUGCCCACAUGUACCAAGUGUACAAGUCCAGGCGGGGAAUAAAACGGAGCGAAGACAGCAAGGAAACUUACAAACUGCCGCACCGGCUGAUUGAGAAAAAGAGACGUGACCGGAUUAACGAGUGCAUUGCCCAGCUGAAGGAUCUCCUACCCGAACAUCUCAAACUUACUACUUUGGGUCACUUGGAGAAAGCAGUGGUUCUGGAGCUUACGUUGAAGCACGUGAAAGCCUUGACAAACCUCAUUGAUCAGCAGCAGCAGAAAAUCAUUGCCCUGCAGAGCGGUUUACAAGCUGGUGAUCUGUCGGGAAGAAACAUCGAGGCAGGGCAAGAAAUGUUCUGCUCAGGUUUCCAGACUUGUGCCCGUGAGGUACUUCAAUACCUGGCUAAGCAUGAGAAUACUCGGGACCUGAAAUCUUCCCAACUCGUCACUCAUCUCCACCGUGUGGUCUCUGAGCUGCUGCAGGGCGGUGCUUCCAGGAAACCAUUGGACUCAGCUCCCAAAGCCAUGGACUUCAAAGAGAAGCCCAGCUUCCUAGCCAAGGGAUCAGAAGGCCCUGGGAAAAACUGUGUGCCAGUUAUCCAGCGGACUUUCGCUCCCUCCAGUGGGGAGCAGAGCGGCAGUGACACGGACACAGACAGUGGCUACGGAGGCGAAUUGGAGAAGGGGGACUUGCGCAGUGAGCAGCCAUACUUCAAAAGCGACCAUGGACGCAGGUUCGCCGUGGGAGAACGUGUCAGCACAAUUAAGCAGGAAUCGGAAGAGCCCCCCACCAAAAAGAGCCGUAUGCAGCUCUCGGAAGAGGAAGGCCACUUUGCGGGCAGUGACCUGAUGGGUUCCCCAUUUCUCGGGCCGCACCCACAUCAGCCUCCCUUUUGCCUUCCCUUCUAUCUCAUCCCACCAUCGGCCACUGCCUACCUGCCUAUGCUGGAGAAAUGCUGGUACCCCACCUCUGUGCCAGUGUUAUACCCAGGCCUCAACACCUCAGCAGCAGCCCUCUCCAGUUUCAUGAACCCAGACAAGAUCCCGACUCCCUUGCUUCUGCCCCAGAGACUCCCUUCUCCCUUAGCACAUUCGUCCCUUGACUCCUCGGCCUUGCUCCAGGCUCUGAAGCAGAUCCCUCCUUUAAACUUAGAAACCAAAGACUAAACUCUCCAGGGGAUCUUCUGCUGCUUGGCUUUCCUUCCUCCCUAAUUCCAAAAACCACAAAAGGUUUCCAUGAGUGCAGAGAGAUGGGCCCACCAUGCAGACCCACAGAGAAGAUUUCAGAGUGUGUGUGAGAGUGAGUGAGUGUGUGUGUGCGUGCUUGUAUGCCUGUUUGUCUAUGUAGGACAAUAGGUUCCUUCUGACACAGGGGAGACACAAGAAGGAUGGCCUGACAUCAGAUGACAGGAGGACUGUAGCACAUCUCUGAGCUUCUCCCUACCCAGAGAAGAGCCGCCCUCUCCCCCUUCAUACAAAUCAGUUGGAUUUUCAUAUGCUUCAAAGACUUUAUCUGUGAGUCACUCUCCAGUUUGGGACAUGGGUCUGUCUGUGGCUUUGAGAAAAGGUACUUUUAAAAGAGGGCUUUCCAGGGCACAGCUCACAGCCAGCUGUUAGGACCCCACCCUUCUCCCUUUAUUGUGGAGGUGACUCACAGCAGACUGCCAGUGGUCAGACUGAGCAUUCUGCUAAGGUGGUGAGGUAGCCAACGCUGGCAUGUCUCGGUAGUGGUUUGGGCAAAUUUCCGCAGGUCUCUUCCCCCAACCCCGCCUCUGAUGAUUGAAGACCAUGAGUGCAGUUCCUUAACUCGGGCUUUUGUGAGUAGCUUACUAAAGGAACUGAAAAUGGUCCCCUUUGUACAAGCCGAGCUGCUAGGGAAUCAAGGUGAACUAGAUUCGUUCCCCAGGCCUCUGGCACCUGUUUCUAGCUCUCACUUCUAUGGCAUGCUGUCCAAGGAACCAAAGGAGGCUCUCAGAGAUGCCCCAAAUGUCCCAAAGUCCACAAAGCUAAGUAAUCAAUUGCUACACUUACUGCACAGCUAGACACGGAUUUCAACUCUAUCCUAAAGCUUUGAACCAAGCUUAGCUUCUCAAAGGCCUAGCAGAGCUUUGGCACCUCAAGAUCCUUUCUGUAGGCUAAUUCCUCUUGCCCAGCAGCAUAUGGAGUGUCCUUCUUGCUAAAAAGGAUUCUGUCUCCUUUAAGGACGUUUUAUUUUUGAUUCAGAGUCCUUGUUUUCUUGACUUGCUCCGCCAGCCCUGCACCAGCUUUUCGAAAUGCACUAUGCUUGUGUUUAACUUCUCCCGUUUUUAUUUGGGCAUAAAAGUUGUUGCCUUUAUUUGUAAAGCUGUUAUAAAUAUAUAUUAUAUAAAUAUAUGACAAAGGAAAAUGUUUCAGAUGUCUAUUUGUAUAAUUACUUGAUCUACACAGUGAGAAAAAAAUGAAUGUAUUUCUGUUUUUUGAAGAGAAUAAUUUUUUUCUCUAGGGAGAGGAGAGGUUACAGUGUUUAUAUUUUGGAACCUUCUUGAAGGUGUGAAAUUGUAAAUAUUUUUAUCGAAGUAAAUGUUGAGUAGUUGUUUUAAAAAUACUUAAUAAAAUAAGCUUUUUUCCUGUGGAAGAGAAA
Mastomys coucha (southern multimammate mouse) is the source of this 3029-nucleotide messenger RNA. RefSeq names its product basic helix-loop-helix family member e40 (gene Bhlhe40). Gene Ontology annotation, molecular function: RNA polymerase II cis-regulatory region sequence-specific DNA binding; DNA-binding transcription factor activity, RNA polymerase II-specific; protein dimerization activity. The record is from RefSeq and is a predicted model, not a curated record. Gene Ontology annotation, biological process: anterior/posterior pattern specification; regulation of neurogenesis; circadian regulation of gene expression. The coding region runs from base 341 to 1576 and encodes 411 amino acids. NCBI's taxonomy places the organism in Eukaryota, Metazoa, Chordata, Mammalia, Rodentia, Muridae. The transcript is spliced from 5 exons. Gene Ontology annotation, cellular component: nucleus.